Molecule: messenger RNA, 1845 nt
Organism: Annulohypoxylon truncatum
Lineage: Eukaryota; Fungi; Ascomycota; Sordariomycetes; Xylariales; Hypoxylaceae
Product: pre-mRNA splicing factor
Exons: 2
Coding region: 1-1845 (614 amino acids)
Biological process (GO): spliceosomal tri-snRNP complex assembly; mRNA splicing, via spliceosome
Cellular component (GO): U4 snRNP; precatalytic spliceosome; U4/U6 x U5 tri-snRNP complex
Source: RefSeq, a predicted model, not a curated record
AUGUCGACCCUCGCAGACGAGCUGCUGCAGGACUUUGAGGAUUCCGGUUCCGAGAAUGGAGAGGAGCAAAAUGAUAUUGGACUUGACCUCGAAGGCCCAGCUGUCGGUCCUCCGGCGAGCCACGAGGACGGCGACAUGAUGCUUGAUGGUGAUGAAGAAGCAGAACCUGAUGAGGAUGAAGAAAUGAGUGGCAUGAAUGGUGGUGUUACCGAGCCCAUGGAGGAUGAAGAAGCAACUAAGGCUAAGGUAGAGAAGAUGCAGUUGGGCGGAGUCAAGGACAUUCGCAAAGUUACCACCGUUAUGGAUAGGUUGGAACCUCUCCUAAAGGAUAUCGCACAUUACCAAUCAAAACCUCUUGCGCCGCACACGACCAAUAUAGGUAACAUUGAGGAUAACCCUGAGUACAAGAUCCUCACUGAAUCCAACACUCUCUCCACCCAGAUCGAUGGCGAGAUUAUGAAGGUCCACAAGUUUAUCAGAGACCACUACUCCGCUCGGUUCCCCGAACUUGAAACUCUCGUACAAAAUGCUAUCGAGUACGCCAAGGUCGUCGCCAUUCUUGGAAAUGGGCCUAUGGAUUCGGACAGCAUAAAAGCUCUUCAAGGCUCUACUGAUAACCCUCUGGGCGAGUCUCUCAAGUCAGUUUUGGACGGCCCAUCAUUGAUGAUUGUCACUGUCGAAGCCACAACGACCAAAGGCCACGAAAUAAGCCAGGAGGAGCUUGAGCGCAUUCUUAGGGCCUGUCAUAUGAUGAUCAAGAUGGAUAAAGCUAAGAAGACACUUACAGACUACGUGCAGUCUCGAAUGAACAUAUUUGCGCCCAACCUAACGACACUGGUUGGAUCCUUGACUGCUGCGCAACUGAUCAACAACGCCGGAGGUCUAACGAAUCUAUCUCGAACACCCGCAUGCAACCUGGCCGCUUGGGGGUCCAAAAGGUCAGGGAACACAGCAUUCGCUACUAACGUAGGUGUUAAACAGCAAGGCUACCUGUAUCAUUCACCAAUCAUUCGUGGUAUUCCAAACGAUCUGAAAAAGAAGGCUAUGAAGGCAGUAGCAGCGAAGCUUGUCUUGGCUGCACGCGCAGACACGGGCCACACAAACCCCGAUGGCUCAUACGGUGAAGAGUUAAGAAGCCAAUGCUUGGAGAGAUUGGAUAAGUUAACGGAACCACCUCCAAACAAAGGUCAGCGAGCUCUACCGGCCCCUGACGACAAGCCCUCGAGGAAGCGAGGUGGUCGACGAGCGCGCAAGGCGAAGGAGGCAACGGCGAUGACCGAGCUGCGCAAGGCACAGAACCGCAUGGUAUUCGGUAAAGAGGAGAAAGAAACCGACUACGGUAUAGGAGAUUCUACUGCGGGCAUGGGAAUGAUUGGCCAAACGAACGAUGGGAGAAUCCGGGGAAUGCAGAUUGAUAAUCGGACCCGAGCCAAGCUUAGCCAAAAGCACAAGGGCUGGGGAGGAGCUACGCCUAUCGGUGGUUCAGCUUCAUCGUUACGUGGCUUCGGCCAAUCAGGCAAUAACAUCGACCUUCGCGGUAAGGGUCUACGAACUUCCGGGGUAGGAUCCACCAUCGGCGGCGGUGCGGGGACAGCCUCUUCUCUAGCAUUCACGCCGGUUCAGGGACUAGAGCUUGUGGAUCCCAAGGUUCAAGCUGAGCUUAAUCGCAAGAGAAAGGCGGAAGAGGAUCGUUGGUUCAAGGGCGGCACCUUCACCCAGGUUGCCGGAGGCGGGACUGCUAGUAGUGCCAAUGGCGGCUUCAAGGUUCCUGGACAACCGCCUAGCAAGAAAGUCGAUACCGGCGCUGGAAAGAUGGGACCGCCAUCGGUUCCCGCUAGGAAAUAA